AUGGCUCUUCCAAGUUCUAUGUCGGCGACAAGCGCAGGAAAUCCAAGCGAGGGUGGGUGUCCAUGGGCCUUCUUGCGCCCCUUGGAGGAGGGUUUCCCUCGUCCUCAACCCCCUCCAAAGGCAAAAACUUUCGCCUCCAUUCUCUCUGACUCAGUUGAGUCUUCGGUCUCACUUAGCCAACUGCCUGCUCCAGUCAUUCGUGGUGACAAGACAUACGUCAAAAUCAAUGAAGCUCUCUAUCAGGAACAAUUGAAAAACUUCAAAACCAAUCUUAUUGGUAGAUUGCUACUGCGAAAAGGUUCUGUCCCAAUGAAAACUCCCGUUCUCAAGGGCUUGCUUGCUGAUCUAUGGAGGCCGGCAGCUCCUUGGCGCUUGGUCCCGCUUGGGAAGGGGUAUUUUGACAUUCACUUUGGCACCGAAGAGGAUCUGCGACGUGUUUGGGGAGGUGGUACAUGCACCCUUGCCGAUGGGCUCUUUCGACUGGCUCAAUGGAAACCUGACUUUGUGCCUGGUGAUGUCCUUCCACAAACACAUGCCCAACUAUGGGUCAGACUGUAUGGCUUGAGCCAGGACUACUGGCACCCUCAGCAUCUCAUGGAAAUUGCACGUGGAGUGGGUACGCCCUUGCAGUUAGACAGGGCUACGAAGGAGAGGGAGUUUGGGUACUAUGCUCGAGUGCUGGUAGACGUUGAUCUUGCUAGCGAAUUGCCAACGUCGGUAAUGGUUGAGCGUGAGUCACUUUGUUUCCCCAUUGAGAUUAUUUAUGAAAACAAGUGUACUCAUUGCGGUAUGGUUGGGCAUAUGGUGGAUCGUUGUAGACGAUUGCAUGGUGACAACCCAAAGCCUCGCAAUGUUGAGAAACCUUCCACAGUUUCAAGGUCGGUGGUUCGCCAGGAAUAUAGGGUGAAGGAUAAGGAGCAAAGUGACCAAGAUCCUAUACAAGUUUCCAGGAGAAUCAGUGAGCCUUGUGGCAGUGGGAGAGAUGGUAGUCCAGGGGGAGUAGCCACUGAGAGACCAGCAACUCCUAAUAAUGACCCCACGGAGAAUCGGUUCGCCAUUUUGGCUCAAGAAGUCAUUGCGGAGGCUGCCAACGAUUUAAUUGAGCAAUUGGCAGAUCAAGUGUAUCUUGAGCCAAUUAAUCAGUCUUCUGACAUACAGCAUUCAAGCCAGGUUGCGGCUGAGGUUUCGGACGAUGAACAUGAUUCUAGCCCCACCUCCCUAAUAGUGACGAAGGGAGAUGAAGUAGUUGUUCAAGGGAAGGAAGAUGAUAUGACUAUUGUUCUUUCUAAAUCGCAGAGAAAGAAGCAAAAGAAGAAAACGCAUAAGGAAACAGUCCAGGAGCAAGUUUCUGACCGCUAUCCCACCCGCAAUAGGGCUCCCACUCCUCGCCUUAACCUAUGA
This is a messenger RNA of Rosa rugosa (rugosa rose), 1401 nucleotides long. RefSeq lists its product as uncharacterized. Lineage: Eukaryota; Viridiplantae; Streptophyta; Magnoliopsida; Rosales; Rosaceae. Bases 1 to 1401 code for a protein of 466 amino acids. The transcript has a single exon. The record is from RefSeq and is a predicted model, not a curated record.